AUGGCCGUGUCCAUUGCUGCUUUCCUCGUGCUUGUUGCCAAGUUCCCGCGCUUCGUCACUCUCUGGCGCGCGCACCUGUGCUCCCCUGCGAUGGCCUUUUCCAUGAUGGCGUUUCAGUUCGGAGCGGGGCAGCAGGCGCAGGGCGACUGCGUGGCGUCGCUGCUGCUGCAGGUGCUGGGAGUGAAGGGCAAGCAGCAGCUGGAGACUGGCUUUGCUGCCCACAUGCUGCCGCUGCUGCCGGGGGGGAGGGACGCGCAUAGGGAGGCGGGAGGGGGAGGAGCGAGCUCGGGGAGGGAGGGAAGAGAGGGGAAGGAGUGGAGGGAGGGGUUGGGAGGGGUUGAGUGGGAGGAGUAUGUGCGCCGCGUGGUGGAGAUUGCCGCCCAGGGAGGGCUGGCAGGCGAGCAGUACCGCUGCUGCUGCUCGCAGUGCUGCAAGGGCGAGAGCACAGAGGGAAGAGCGAAUGAAGGGGCCUUGGGAGCCCAACGCGGCAGCAGCGGUGGCAUGGUGAUAUCUGGUGCGGACCCCACCGACUUCGCCCUCAAGUGCGCCACUCUCUUCUGCCAGCCGCUGUUCGCCGUGAGUGCUUCUCUCAUCUUCUCUGACUGUGCUGCCGGCCGCCACAAGGAGCGGGUAGAGGACGCUGCUGUGGAGGAGGCAAGGAACCGGCUGGCUGCGGAGAAGGGGAGUGUGGAGGGAAGUGGAGUGCAGGAUAGAGGGAAGCGAACAGUGGAUUCAGACGCACCAGCAUCAGCUCCUGCUGCUCCUGCUGGUGCUGGGUCUGGUGCUGCAGCCAGUGGGUCUGGUGCUGCAAGCGGCGCCGGCCUUGUCCCGGUGAACAGUAACGCGGUCGUGGCACUAUUCACUUACCGGGUCACCUGCCUGCUGCGAUGGGUGCGGCUGUACGGGUUCAAGGUUCGGUGCCAUGUGAAAGCCUGUGCCAGGCCUAGAAGGCUCGGCACGACAGGCUGGAAGGAGUUCCCGGAGGGGGACAGGGCGGCAGUGGCGGCGAAUUUGGAAGAUCCUGGGGAGUUUAUUGGACUCAAGACUUUCCAGGUGGGGGCAUUUCAUGGCGGUGAGUUGGACAGGGAGGAGAUGAAGAAGGAGUACAACGUGAGGGAGCUCAACAUGCCCCACCCAGGCCCCUCCUUCGGUGCCUCCCCCAAUUUCAUAGGCACUCUGCGCAACAACUCGAGCGGCCCCUUCUUCCCCACACUGGGCCACCGCGUGGAGGAGUUUUUGAGAAGCUGCAUGGACCUGGAGGAGCGAACCUGGACUGCUCUGGCUCUGGGGCCGUUCGCAGAGGGCAAGAUCAAGCCCAUCCUACGGUCCAGAAUCCAGGUGGAGAUUUUCAUAGAGAUGAUUGCAGGCAUCAUUUACCCUGCGCCGGCCUGCAACCGCUGCCGGUAUUGCGUCAGCAGGUACCAGCAUGCAGUCUCUCUCUCCUCACUUGCCGCAACCUUCGCCUACCGCCCCUCGUCCGCGCUGCUGCGCUGCAUCCUCUCGCUCUUCCCGCCCAGUUCGGUGCGCUUCAGAAGCUUCCUGGAGUCUCUGCACGUGGCGCCCAUCCCUGCGGUGGUCCCGGACUCGCUUCUGGCACCGCUGCUGGAAGGCUUGAUGGAGGAGCUUCGGCUGAAGUUUCUGUUUUGUGGCACUAGGCUCAUUGCGGAGGAGAGCGAGAUAAUGAGCAUUCUCGAGCCUGUCGAGCAGGACGAAGUAGGGCAGGAGCGGCAGGGAAUGUGGGAGGGGGUCGAGGAGUGGAGGAUGUGGGAGGAAGUGGACAGCUGGCGGCGGGCGGCUGUUAUGGCGUGGCCUGCUGUGGAGGGACUUGGUGAGGCGGAGGUGGCUGAUGGUGAGGGGGAUGGGUUGGAGGAGUGCUGUGCGGCCAUGAAGCGUGCGCUACAGGAGGAGAAGGUUGUAGCGGAGGCACGCAGGCAAGCGGUGAUUGACUCUGUCAUUGCCGCUGGUGGUGCUAGGGGUGGAGAUGCGUAUGGGGGAGGGGAAGGCCCAGGAGGGGGAGAGAGUGGGGAGGGGCGAAAGCGGAAUGCAGGGGCGUGGUACCUGGAGCCGUGGCCGGGGGGGGUGAAUCCUCUGGCGUGUUUGAGGGAGAUGCUGCUGGGGGAGACCAGCUACUGCCUCCAGGCUCAGGUGGAUGCUGCUGCCGCUGAUGCUGCUACUGCUGCUGCCCCUGGUGAGGGGCACAGUGGCAAGGGAGAGCGGCGUGGGUGUGCGUGGGCACAGUGUGGCGGGGUGGAAGGGGCGGGGUUGCAGCUCAAGCUAUGUUCGCGGUGCGGCAAGGCUGCCUACUGCAGCAGGGAGUGCCAGAAGGCCCACUGGCCGUCGCACAAGCUCACAUGCCAGCCCAAGGCCAAGAAAGGGGAAGAGUCUUCAUAG
Molecule: messenger RNA, 2391 nt
Organism: Closterium sp. Naga37s-1
Lineage: Eukaryota; Viridiplantae; Streptophyta; Zygnematophyceae; Desmidiales; Closteriaceae
Source: the annotation of a GenBank genome assembly